AUGAUGGGGAAGGAUUACAUGUUGGCCAUUAUCAUCGUGAACUAUGACGACAACAUCUGGACCGACCAGAACCUGCAGCUGGACCCGGACCUCCCCCCCGACUGGAGAACCAUCAGAGACUCCACGGGAACCUACUACUGGCACGUUCCCUCCGGCGCCACCCAGUGGCAACACCCCAGCAUCACUGGAAAGCCCCCGACCCCUGACCUACAGUCUUUCAGGUCGUCAUGGCGACAUGAAGACUAUCUGACCAACCACGAGCCUGAUUCCAAGUGUUUUGCAGUGCGUUCUCUGGGCUGGCUGCAGGUGGAGGAGGAGGACCUGUCUCCAGGUCGCAGCAGUCUCGCUGUCAGUAAUGUCAUCCAGCAGCUGUCUCACUGCACUCCCGCUCCCGAGCAGAGCGACCGGCAGGGAGCCUGGGGGGAGGGGCGGGAGAUGAUGCUGGUUCUGAAGAAAGACACUCUGACGCUGUUGGACCCUUUGGACCACACCCCCCUCCAUUGUCAGCCAAUCAUUAACAUCCGUGUGUGGGGGGUGGGCUGCAACAACGGCAGGGACAGGGACUUUGCCUUCGUGGCCGGAGACAAGGACACGUGUGUCCUCAAGUGUCACGUCUUCCGCUGCGACGCUCCGGCCAAGGCCAUCGCCACCGCUCUGCACCAGCUGUGCUCCAAGAUGAUGUCAGAGAAGACGCUGAUGAGGACGUCUCGCUCUCUGACCACGGACAGUAUCUCACCUGAAGAUCUGCCCAGACAAGUUGAGUUUCUAGAGGCCGUGCAGCAGCAGGUCCAGAAGUUUGAUGUCCAGUACAUCGGAAACCUGCCGGUGUCCAGAGCCAUGGGUAUGGAGGUGUUGAACCGGGCGAUCGAGAGCAUCUUGAACUCCUCCCACAGAGACGAGUGGGAACCGACGGUGAUCCACGUCACUGACAACGUCCUGUCGCUGUGGAGGGGCGAGGAGGGGGAGGAGCCAUUCUGGGAGUGUCAAGUUCGCUUCCUCACUUUUCUGGGCGUCGGCCAUGACAGCCACACCUUCGCUGUGAUCGCUGACGGCGGCACGCAGCGGUUCGAGUGUCACGUGUUCUGGUGCGAGCCGGAUGCUGGGGUCGUCUCUGAGGCCGUGCAGGCCGCGUGUAUGGUCCAGUAUCAGAAGUGUCUGGUGGCUCAGACUCCUCCUCCGAGGUCUAAGUCGUGGCGUGCGAACCCAUCAAAGGUCAAACGGGCGAACUCCAUGGACGGCGCCGCCUUCCCUCCUCUCGCGUCCCGAUACCACAGCAGCAGCAGCUCCACCAUGAUGACGGCGAGGAUACCGAAGGGCAGCGGCGGCGUGAGGAAGGGGAUGAUAGCGUUUUUCGAAACCUUUCGACACCGACAGACCGCCACGUUCUAA
Messenger RNA from Limanda limanda (common dab), 1389 nucleotides. It is a transcript of the gene apbb3, whose product is annotated as amyloid beta (A4) precursor protein-binding, family B, member 3. The record is from RefSeq and is a predicted model, not a curated record. Bases 1 to 1389 code for a protein of 462 amino acids. NCBI's taxonomy places the organism in Eukaryota, Metazoa, Chordata, Actinopteri, Pleuronectiformes, Pleuronectidae. Gene Ontology annotation, cellular component: nucleus; cytoplasm. Gene Ontology annotation, biological process: regulation of DNA-templated transcription. Gene Ontology annotation, molecular function: amyloid-beta binding; transcription factor binding. The transcript is spliced from 12 exons.